Daldinia loculata is the source of this 942-nucleotide messenger RNA. Its product is annotated as ubiquitin-conjugating enzyme. The coding region runs from base 164 to 640 and encodes 158 amino acids. NCBI's taxonomy places the organism in Eukaryota, Fungi, Ascomycota, Sordariomycetes, Xylariales, Hypoxylaceae. The record is from RefSeq and is a predicted model, not a curated record. The transcript has 2 exons.
CGAUACAAGUAACCUAGUUUGUUAUUUAUCUUGUCGAAAUCAUAAUUCAUAUUCCUUUCUCCUGCCGGCUAUCAGUCACCACCACCAACCAACACCAGUUCGAACCAUAUUCCCAACAUCUACACCUACAUAUUCCAAAUCACCACCCAGAUAGCCAGCCACGAUGACUUCCUCGCAAAAGCGCAUAGGCAAGGAACUGCAAGAAUGCAUGUCCUCCCCUCCAACCGGAAUGGUCAUCACGCUCCCCUCCGAAUCCGACAUCCACCACUGGACCGCGACCCUAGCCGGCCCCCCCGGCACCGUCUACAGCGGCGGCAUCUUCGCCCUAUCCAUCGUCCUACCGCCAGACUACCCCUUCAAAGCACCGCUAGUAACCUUCACAACGCGCAUCUACCACCCCAACGUGACCAACGAUAGUGUCGGGUCUAUUUGCCUAGGUAUGCUAAAGCCCGAGAACUGGAAGCCCGCGAGUAGGGUCCGCGCCGUGCUCGACGCCGUGCGCCAGCUCCUCAUCGAGCCCAACCCCGACGACCCCCUCGAGCCCCGUAUCGCCGACGAGUAUAAGAAUAAUCUCCGCGAGUUCGAGAAGACGGCUCGUAGUUACGUUACCCGCUAUGCCCAGCAGCCUACCAAGAAAUAAGUGGCUGCUACUUACAUAUCUGGUAAUUAUCUGGUAGCCUGAGAGGCUGAUGGGGAGGAUUAUUAGUUGGACAGGUGGACGAACAGAUACCCCGUUUUCCAUUUCCACGAGUGAGUAAACAAGUGAGAUAACCUGGGAAUAUUUCUCGCAGGAAUGGUGGUUACAUCUGGAUCCGGGGAAGGGAGAAGUUGCUUGUGAAAACAAGACGAGCAGACGCAAGCCCUAGGUACCUGUUACCUGUUACGACGAGACUAAAAUCCGAAGGCUAGGGUCGUUCAAAACCCAUCAUUUUCCUACACCAU